Molecule: messenger RNA, 5439 nt
Organism: Leucoraja erinaceus (little skate)
Lineage: Eukaryota; Metazoa; Chordata; Chondrichthyes; Rajiformes; Rajidae
Gene: plekhg3
Product: pleckstrin homology domain-containing family G member 3
Exons: 20
Coding region: 249-5252 (1667 amino acids)
Molecular function (GO): guanyl-nucleotide exchange factor activity
Source: RefSeq, a predicted model, not a curated record
GCGGGGACGAGAGGAGAGAAAAGUUUUUUUUGAAAGUUUUGGCGCAUGCUUAGUGAAUGUGACAAGCGGAGCUGGACUGCGGCGAGGAGCUGGGAGUUUGACAGCGGUGGCAGAGGGGACCGGCUGGGCGCUGAGAGGGAAGGGGAUUGCAGAUCUAUCUCCUGUCCUGGCUGGAGUCGCUACCUGCGGACUGACUGAGCGGCCAGGGGGGCCACAUUCCCGUGUCAACUCUGCCAGCUCACGAAGAGAUGCCUGAAGGGUCGUUGUGCUCUGCUAAGGAGGCACCAGGUGCAGAAGCUGCUGCUGGUUGGAUGGUUCGUCACCUUCGACCUUCGCACUCUGGCCUUUGCACGAGCAACGUUCGGUGCUAUCGGAAGCGAGCAGUAACGCGAGCUGCUGGAGAAUCUCCCAGGACUUCUUCCACCUCUUCCUUGAGCAGCCAUGACAGGAUGUCCACGGUCACCAUCUCCACCAGCUCCACAUCAGUCAACACAGACUGCUCUGACUACGAGCGCCCAGCCAGUGCCAGCUCCUUGGGUUCCCUGCAGGAUUUCCGUGCCCCCUUGGAGACCAUGGCCCAGGCGGGCAUUGACAUAGGCGUGGAGCUGGCACCGCCCCCACGGAUGGCCAAGGCCGAGCGGGAACGCAACAACAACAACAACUUGGCGGAGCGGGCGAACAUCAACUUCCGUCAACACCCCAUGUCCCCCAUCGCAACCAGGGCCAUGGCCCCCAAUCCCAAACUGUCGUACGUGGACAGGGUGGUGAUGGAAAUAAUCGAGACCGAGCGAAUGUAUGUUCAGGAUCUGAGGAGCAUCAUUGAGGAUUAUCUGGGCUACAUCAUUGAUGCUUCAAAUUUGCCAAUCAGACCUGAACAUGUCUCUGCACUGUUUGGAAACAUUGAAGACAUCUACGAGUUUAACAGUGAACUGCUGCAGGACCUUGACAGCUGUCACCAUGACCCUGUUGCCAUUGCAAGAUGCUUUGUAGACAAGAGUCAGGACUUUGACAUCUACACCCAGUACUGUACCAACUACCCCAACUCCGUGGCAGCCCUGACCGAGUGCAUGAGGAACAAGGUCCUGGCCAAGUUCUUCAGGGAACGCCAGUCAACGCUGAAGCGCUACCUCCCGCUGGGAUCCUACCUGCUGAAGCCCGUACAGAGGAUCCUCAAGUACCAUCUCCUGCUGCAGGAAAUAGCAAAGCACUUUGACGUCACCCAGGAGGGCUAUGAGGUGAUUGAUGAAGCUAUUGACACCAUGACAGGUGUAGCCUGGUACAUCAAUGACAUGAAGAGGAAACACGAGCAUGCUAUCCGGCUGCAGGAAGUACAGAGCUUGAUGAUACACUGGGACGGGCCGGACCUUACAACGUACGGGGAGCUUGUCCUGGAAGGAACCUUCCGGAUUCACCGCGCCAAAAAUGAACGCACUUUAUUCCUUUUCGACAAGGUCCUCCUACUGGCCAAGAAGAGAGGCGAACACUUCAUUUACAAGCAUCACAUCAUGUGCUCUGCAUUGAUGCUCAUUGAAAGCACGAGGGACUCGUUGUGCUUCGGACUGUCUCACUACAAGAACCCAAAGCAGCAACACACAGUCCAGGCAAAGACUGUGGAAGAGAAGCGCCUCUGGACUCAUCACAUAAAGAGGCUGAUUCUAGAGAAUCACCACGCCAUCAUUCCUCAGAAGGCAAAAGAAGCCAUAUUGGAAAUGGAUUCCUAUUAUCCUUCCAAAUAUCGAUACAGUCCAGAACGGUUAAAAAAGCCUAUGUCCACCCAAGAGGAAAUUUUGAGCUAUCGUAAGGGUCGCAGGCAAUCCGAGCCAGCGAAACAGAUCCUGAAAUCCUUGGUGCAGAUUAAGAAGCAUGCAGGCAGCGACGGAGAGCUCCUGGGCAACAAGGACUCUGCAAACCCCCUGCCGGCUGUCAGUUCACUGAGCUCCAGCAUGAGCGAGCCUGAAAGCGAGAGGCACGACAAUGAGGACGAGCUGGCCGACAGCAAAGACUCCCUGAACCUCCUCACUGCAAGUGACUCCGAGGAAGUAGCCAGAGGUACUGAGCUUGCCUUGGGAGCCGUGGAGCCGGAGGAGGAAUUGAUGAUAGAGGGCGACCAGGUAGCCGACUUUGCCAGUUCUCUGCUGGCUGCCAUCUCCUGUUGGCACUAUAGAGCCAGGGCUUUGCUUUCUGCUAAGUUCUCCACGCAGAACGAGAAUCCUGUUGAGCUGCCGGAAGCCAAAGGAUUCAAACGACAGAACAGCCAGCCAUCCACAAAUGCUGAGAAGCGUCGUGGCGUGGAAGCCAAUACUGUGAUGUCUGAAGAGGUCACCUCUGUUGUGGAACCGAUAUCCAUUCACCAGAUGGUGACUGAGGCCUGCCAGUCUGCCCUUGAGGAAAUGCAAUCGGAUACUGAGAGGACUCGCAGCCCGGAGGGUCCCAAGCGAGCAGAUGAAGCCCCCGAGGCGAUGAACAUCGAUCUGUCUGUGUCCGGGAGGGGGAGUGUGGGAUCUGCCAUGGAAUGCUCGUUCAACGAGGCAGGCGAGGAACCGAAGCACUUCAGCAGCGAGGACUCAUCGGAGGAGGAGGAGCAUGAGAGGGAUUCCCGGAGCAUCCUCCCCCCGUCGGUGCUGGGCCAGGCCAGCCUCAUAGUGGGGCACCUGAUGAACGGCCAGCCCAGGUGCAACGGCUUAGUGGCUGACGAUGGCGGCGGCUCGUACAGCUGCACCGCGCCAAAGGUGACCAGCAGACAGGGUAGUCUGGAAAACAGCGACAAAUCGCCUCGAUCCAGGGGCUCGCAUGAUGAUUGGCAAUCGAGCGACGUUGUCCGUGGCAGCAAUCUCCAAGAGAAAGAGAGCCCCUCCGACGAGGCUCACUUCAACAGCCUGGAAGACCUGGAGUUGGACAUGGAUCGCAAUUUUCCGAAGCGGAGAGACUCCACCCUCUCCAAGCAGGACCGGCUUCUCAUCGAAAAGAUUAAAAGUUACUACGACAACGCAGAGCACGAAGACGCCAACUUUAGCAUCAAAAGGCGAGAAAGCCUGACUUACAUCCCAGCAGGCCUGGUCAGGAACUCUGUCUCAAAGUUAAAUUGCCAGAACAAGGAGGAGAAUUUGCGAGAGGUCACACUGAGGAGACGACUGGCGUCUUCCACUGCCGCCGUUGCCCGCGGGGACGGCCCACCCGCUUUGGCUUUGCGUGACCUUCCGAAUCCGAGUGCCGGUGGAGAUGCCCGCUUGUCUCCAGAGUCGUGCCAGGUUUUAGAAUGUCAACAGCUGGAGGCGAGGGACACUUUGGUAGAAAAGCCACCUUUGGACUCUCCGAGGGAGACCAGUCCUGGUCAACAAGACCCAAUUACCGAGAACGAAUUCCGAUCACCAGUGGACAUGAUUAAGAUCUGGCAAGAGAUGGAAAGCAUGUCGAACGCUGCCUCAAAGUCUCCCAAAGGGACAGGACAGAAACACGAGACGUCACGAGGAUUUAACUUCUUCGAGCACAGCUCUGAGACACCAAAGAAAAGGGAAUGCAAGAGCCCCGUGCAAUCCCAAAUGAAACAUCUCAGCAAAGGUAGAACCAGUUUUGGCCAAGACUUCAAUGAACCAUUGGUGAUUCUGGAAGACUCUGAUAUAAGUGCCAUCGCAGAAGUAUCUCCCGUUUCUUCUAAAUCAAGGUCCACUGGAGAAAGUGGUUUGGAGGAACGACUAAAUGAUGUGUCAAUAAGCGAUGUCUGCACCCAAACCAAAGCAACUGUUCCUCCGGCGCAAACACCAUUGCAUGAGCAACCACGCAAAUGGUCUGAAGCAGAGGACAACCCCACACCACUGCCGGAAUCCAGUUCCCAUCUGAUGCGGAGGACGUGCGAUCAUCCUGCUCCGAUCACGGGUCCAAAGAUAGUCCAGGCGCAGAGCGAGGAGCUGCUGAGGGAGGUGACGGAGAAGAUGAAGACCAAGGUCUUCCAGCUGGCCAGAAUAUACAGUCAGAGGAUUAAGAACAGCAAGCCAGUGGUCAGAAAGAGAGGGAAGCUGUUGGAGGACGCGCUCGUGAGGGAAGAGGAACGAGUCAGUGAAGCCCCAAAACUGAUAACGGUUCAGGAAGACGAGAAGGAAAAGGUUGCUGCUGCAGAUAAGCCAAAGGAAUUGCCACAUUUGUCUCUCUAUGAACAAGUCAUUAUUCAUGAACAGGUCCCUUUGGCUGUGUUAGUGGAGGAACCUGAUGUUGUCUCACCAACUAAGGAAUUGCAGACAUGCCUUUCACCUUCCUCAAGAAUCACUUCACCGAGACGUUCUGUUAUCAGUCUAACUACACCCCCUGUACGGCUUCUAUCUAGGAGGCCACUCAGCCCUACGGAAGUGGAAACUUUUCUGUGGCCUGACGUUCGCGAGCUCCGUUCUAAGUACACGCCUGCACGUGAUCUGGCCGCCAAGGAUUCUACGCUGAGGAUUGCCCGAACAAACCUCUUCAAACCAGGCGAGAGUAGCUGUGCAAAGCUGAGCCGAUUUGCCAAGAGCGUGUCCAUGCCAAACGGGAUGAUGGAAGGAAGAAUGUCCCAUUCCAGUUUUCUGGAGCAAAAGGGCAAGUCUAAACCUGGUUCCUACUCUUCCAGCACUGCAGGCAAAAGGGCAGCUUCAGGUACUGGCGCCAGGAAAAUGUUGCAUUCUGAUUCUUCCAUCCAGUAUUUCCUCCAAGCAGCACCCGAGAGCUCCUCCAGCAAUCACACAAUGUGUCCGAGGACUACUCCCUUGGAUUGUAGGCUCACGGGUUCAGAUCACAAGCACUGCCACUCUACUACAGGUACUGACACCACUCCCCAUGCUUCCUCGGAGUUAACUCUGCAAGACGAUCACAAGGUCAUCAUCAUGGAGAAGUCCCCCCACCACGGUGAUGGUCGUAGUAGUCAUAGGAACAGGGAUGUUGCGGAAUACAGCGGCAGUGAUGAUGAGGGCUACGUCCAGAUCAGGUCCCCCACAUCUCGUGAGAAAAUCUCAAUCCGAGCAGUGGUGGAAAGGUGCAGGGCGUACCAAGAAUCAGACGAGUACAAGUCCAGGCAAGAGGACCAAGACAAGGGCAUGAGCCCAGGGACUUCUAACCCAAAGGCCAAACAGCGCAGUUGCAGGGGAGCGGAGAAGGUGACCUGCUCCACUGUUCAGCAGCCAGGACCGAGGUUUGAGAUGUGCCACGCGGGCAGCAGAACAGAUUUGACCCAGCAAGGCCUGGUGAAGAACCUGAGAGAGAAAUUCCAAAGCCUAACUUCUGCCACCUGAAGCUUAACCUGCCUCUUACGAAUCAAACCACUGUACGUGAACAAAUGGGUGUAAAAUAUUAUUUAAGAUGCGGAAUUUCCUUUUGGACCCGUGGCCAAGACUUGCACCUGGCGACAGAAAAUAGUAAAUGAUAUUGCGAUGCUUUGCCAGGUUAAUUAUCAUUCCUUAAUAAAAUCAUGGUGAAACU